ACUACAUGAAAGUCAUCCUGUGUAAUAACCCUCCUCGCUCAUCUCCCUCACACCAGCCACAAAGGUUUGCAAAACUGCUCCACUGUGUGAUCGACAGGUGACUUCACCUAUCUGAGCCCCAGCUUCCGCUCUGUGAGCAAGAGGACAACUGUAACCACCUUGCUGGGGCUGUCUCUCCUCUUGGGGAGACUGUUGAUUCCCACUCAGAACUCAAGCUUGGCUGGUCUGCUGCCAUCCCAGGAAGGCUGAAUCAAAAGCUGCUGCUCUGGGAGGGAGGAGAGCAUUCCCAUAAAAACCUCAAGGUUUUCUGGAUGCCUUCUUGAGCCUGCGGGUGGCCACCCACAGAGACUUGUAAGGAGGAGAGGAAUCAGCCUGGCAGACACUCUGAAAUGAGGGAUUAGAGACCAGGAUCCAAGGAGCAAGAGCCACAGCCAGAAGAGGAAACAGGCCCUGAAGACACAUCUGCUGAGGGGUCUGCCAUGGUCUCUCUUGGCAUUCAACUUGUGGGCUACAUCCUCGGCCUUCUGGGACUGUUGGGCACAGUGAUUGCCAUGCUGCUUCCCAGCUGGCGAACAAGCUCUUACGUUGGUGCCAGCAUUGUGACAGCGGUCGGCUUCUCCAAGGGCCUCUGGAUGGAAUGUGCUGUACACAGCACAGGCAUCACCCAGUGUGACAUCUACAGCACCCUCCUAGGCCUGCCUGCUGACAUCCAGGCCGCCCAGGCCCUAAUGGUGACCUCCAGUGCGAUCUCCUCACUGGCCUGCAUUGUUUCUGUGGUGGGCAUGCGAUGCACAGUCUUCUGCCAGGAUUCCCGAGCCAAAGAUAGAGUGGCAGUAGUGGGUGGAGUCUUCUUCAUUCUUGGAGGCCUCCUGGGUUUCAUCCCUGUUGCCUGGAAUCUUCAUGGGAUCUUGCGAGACUUUUACUCACCACUGGUGCCUGACAGCAUGAAAUACGAGAUUGGAGAAGCUAUUUACUUGGGCAUUAUUUCUUCUCUGUUCUCCCUGAUAGCUGGAAUUAUCCUCUGCUUUUCCUGCUCAUUCCAAGGAAAUCGUGCCAACUACUAUGAUGGCUACCAGGCCCAGCCUCUUGCCACCAGGAGCUCUCCAAGGCCUGGUCAACCAUCCAAAGCCAAAAGUGAGUUCAACUCCUACAGCCUGACAGGGUAUGUGUGAAGAACCAGGGCCCAGAGCUGGGGGUGGGAAUGGCUGGGUCUAUGAGAACGAGUGGACAGCACCCCCAGGGCCACGGGGUGAGGGACAUUGCCACUGGAUUAUGUCAGAAUGUCCUGACAAGGAUAGACUGGCUUUGGCCAUUGGAUCAAGUGAAGACAGAAGCAGGAGCUGGUAUGACAGCAUGCGAGUUGAAUUGUCAAGGACACUUGCCAAACCAGCUUUUCUAUUUCUCUCACCUUGCCUCCAUACCUCCAAGCCCUGAGUUCUCAACCUUAAAUUCCAACCCACCCCUGCUACCUUAGGCCAAGCCCCAGAGGCUCCCUCUGUCCUUUGGUUUGCCUGGGAACCCAUUCCAAAACCCACUAAUCACACCCUCCUGACCGACUCUGAGACUAAGCUGUCCCUCUGGCUGAGAUUGGCCCAUAGCUCAUUGCUGGGGGAUAGGGAGAAGGAGUCGUGGUUUAUAUGGGCAUGUUUCUACCCUCCUUCUCAAACCUCCCUCCAAAAGGACUGAUUGUUCAGUAACAGGCCCCAGAGCCUCUAUCCCAUGCUUGCUUUGACUCCACAUUUUCUAGGCUGGUUGGUGCAUGAGCUGACAGAAAGCUAUUUCACAGUACCCGGGGAACAGAACCUGGGUGCAGCAUGGGAAGAAAGGAAGGCAGCCUGGGACCACAAAAGCCCAAAACCAUUUCCCGAGGCACUUCCCGGGAUUUCCUCACACUUGUGGGUCAGGAAUCAAACCCAUGGCUACAGGAAAGCACAAAGACAGAAGAUGUGGAAAGUUCAAGGCAGCAGCGGACUCUGACUUCACUGAGAAACUGCCUCAGAAGCUGCAGUUUCAACUCUCACUGAAGCCUCUGCCUCCCUCCAGGUGCCUGACCUGGCCUCCUGUCGAAAGCAGAGGUUAAAGGCCCUAGACAAUGGUUUCCUUAGGAACAAUAAACCAGUGUUUCUAGAACCAGUCCUUGGCUUGGUAUGACAACACAGGCGCUGUAGGGGGCUGAGGAAGACAUUACCGCUUGACUUGGGCCAUGAAAGAGUAAGAACUUUGUAUCUAAGAAGCCGGGAGAUAGUGUGAUGGCUUUGGGGUCGGGGGGUGGGGAGGGUGCUCUACUGUGCCAACGAGAGGCAGCCCACCAGAGAAUUCCCAGGCUGCAUGGAAAAUCAGCUUAAAAAGCAACACCUUGUGGGUCCCUUGACACCUUUCAUAUUUCCCUUGCCAUCCAUUAGCAGACACUCCACAGGUUACCCAAGAGCUGCUGCGUGGAACAUCCGUGCCCACGGCGCUGUGUCCGUGGUCUGCGCCAUGGUAACUGAGCUGCUGCCUGGGAUCGCAGCUGAGGAAAGAAAAUGGUUCCCAGGCAGAGUCUCAUCUCCAAGAUCUGAAAAUGCUCCAUUCUCCUGGAGUAGGAGUUCAGGUCAGAAACAUUUGUCCUCAUCAGACUAAUAGGGCUGGCUUCUGAAGAACUCCAGUACAUCUCCCCAAACCUCCAUGCCAGCAGCAGGGGGGCCGUCAUGGUCCCUAACAUGCCUUCCAUGUCUCCACCAUCACCCCUGCGUGCGAGCUAUUCUCCCAGCUAGAAACCCUCUCCCCUUAGCCACGUCCUCCCCGUGCUUGGAGAACUUGCUCCGCGCCACCCCUUCAUUGAGCCUUCUCCGACCACUCUGUCCCUCUCUUACCCCUUUUCCCUUUGAGCAUCAAUGUAAAAAUUGCUUCUUUGUGCUUAUAGUUCACAAUUUUUGUUGAUAAUUCUAUGUGUGUGUGCAUGUGUCUGGCCUCAAAAGCACACUGUAAACACUGGAGGGCAGGGGCCAUGUUACACCUCUCUGUAUACCCCAGACUAUCUGUAACAGUGCUGAGCACACAAUAGGUGAUCAAUAAACACUUGUUGAUUGAG
Molecule: messenger RNA, 3070 nt
Organism: Chinchilla lanigera (long-tailed chinchilla)
Lineage: Eukaryota; Metazoa; Chordata; Mammalia; Rodentia; Chinchillidae
Gene: Cldn2
Product: claudin 2
Exons: 4
Coding region: 480-1172 (230 amino acids)
Biological process (GO): bicellular tight junction assembly; calcium-independent cell-cell adhesion
Cellular component (GO): plasma membrane; bicellular tight junction
Molecular function (GO): structural molecule activity
Source: RefSeq, a predicted model, not a curated record